AAAGGUCAGAGGUUAUUGGCGCUCUGUUUGAAUCUCAAAAUGGCCGGACUUCCUGCAACUCCACCGAGUUCUUCGUGUUUUCCCGAGUCUCAGAUCACACAGAGUACCCCUGUUAGAGCCGGGGCUAAGGUACCGCCGGGGUACAUCAUCGUUAGUGAGAAAUGGAGAGGGUCUGCUCUGGUUAAAGGGCUGCAAGGAAAAGUUCAGAUCCUUGUAGAGGACGGACUGGGUGUGGUGGACUUCCACACAGGUGACCGGACUGCGGUGGUGUACAUCACUGAAGUGGACCUGGUCGAAGGAAACACUUUCAAGAAGAAGAUUGUCAAGCUAAGACGUGUGGAGUAUAUCCGAGGUGUGAUCCUGGUGGACAAGACGGCCAUGACAGACCAGUACUUCCCGGCUGUGCAGAGGUUCGUGGUGCUGGAGCUGGGCAUGAAGCUCUUACCCGUCUGCUCGCAGUCCGAGGCAGCGCAGGUGCUGGUUGCCAUGGUAAACGAAGACAGCCGACACAGCGGAAACCCCUUCCUGAGGAAGAAAAAAGCGCCCCCUGUGGAGACAACCAUUUACCGAGUACUGCAGUGCUUUCCACGACUAGGAGGGGUCAAAGCGAAACAGCUGCUCGCAAAGUUUAAAAGUUUACACGGGAUAUGCCAGGCUUCAGAAAAAGAGUUGGCAGGUGUGGUGGGCAGGGCCGGAGCUGCACAGAUCAGAGAUUUCAUCUCAUAUCAGACACAGAAAGGAUGGCUUUCCUUGGAGGGGACCAACAGAUGACAGUGCCCUUUGUUGCAGCUAUUUACACGGAAAACACUGCCAAUGCUGCCAAAGUUCUUCAUAAUGACAGUUUCAUAUGACUUAAUUUAAAAUCUGCAUUAUUUAUUAUGAGAGGAAAGAUACAGAAGAGGAGAUCUUGAAAAACUGAGCCUCAUCAGCCUUUUCCUUCCAUGUUUACUGUUCAUGAUACAAUUAUAGUAUCUAAUUCAGGCUUGUCAUUGACGUCUUGAUAAUUAUGAGUUGAAUCCCCUUGCCACCAUGUUAACAGGUGAAUGGAUUAAGCAAAGGUGUCUUCGUGUGCUUCACAGAUGUGCGCUUUUAUCCAACAUGUUGUUCAAAUGAAAAGCCAGCACCUUUUCAUGUCAUCACAUGAACAUAUUCAGUUGAUGUACAUCAAAUUAAUCAUUAUAUGAUAAAAUCAACAAACUGCUUUGUUGUAGUAACUUGUACAUUGUACAUUGUUGUUGCAUGUUAUACAUACAUCUGUAUAUCAAUAACCCCAGAUGAUCUAUGAAAGGUGAACUGCUCACUCCAAAAGAUGUAAGUGUCCCAGACAAUGCCUUUCAAAACAGAUCCGUGAUUGGUCAAAUGAUUAAUAAAAUGAUUAAAUCUUCUGAGUUUAUGAAUC
Messenger RNA from Branchiostoma floridae (Florida lancelet), 1399 nucleotides. RefSeq names its product Fanconi anemia core complex-associated protein 24-like. Gene Ontology annotation, cellular component: Fanconi anaemia nuclear complex. Gene Ontology annotation, biological process: interstrand cross-link repair. Bases 40 to 771 code for a protein of 243 amino acids. The record is from RefSeq and is a predicted model, not a curated record. The transcript is spliced from 6 exons. Gene Ontology annotation, molecular function: chromatin binding. Lineage: Eukaryota; Metazoa; Chordata; Leptocardii; Amphioxiformes; Branchiostomatidae.